Molecule: messenger RNA, 3330 nt
Organism: Aspergillus nomiae NRRL 13137
Lineage: Eukaryota; Fungi; Ascomycota; Eurotiomycetes; Eurotiales; Aspergillaceae
Exons: 5
Coding region: 1-3330 (1109 amino acids)
Biological process (GO): DNA-templated transcription; regulation of DNA-templated transcription
Molecular function (GO): oxidoreductase activity, acting on paired donors, with incorporation or reduction of molecular oxygen; zinc ion binding; monooxygenase activity
Source: RefSeq, a predicted model, not a curated record
AUGUUGGCGACGCCGAACUUGGGCUUAUCCUAUCAGGAUCGGCUGACACAGCCCGAAGUUCUAUACGCGUGUCUUUUUGUCCUCUUGGCUGUGACUAGUCUCUGCAUUGCCACACUGCUUCUCCCAGCACCGUUCGCUCCUGUUUCCAGAGUUAUCUCUUGGGUCCUCAGUAUCUAUUUACAAUUGCAGAAUCCGAUUCAACAUACAGAGACUGGUAGGAGUAUCCCCGGGCCGAAUUACGUGUGGCCCAAUGGACAAGGCGAUGUAGAGAAGGUCUUGACAAGACCCGAGCAGCUGCACGCCAUUUUCAGAGAUUCAGACAAGCAUACGAAAGCCACGAAUAGUGAUUCUGGUUACUUUAUGAGCCGUAUCCUGGGUGAGUGCCUAGGGCUAAUGGCGGGUCAGCGCUGGAAAUUCUUGAAGGGGAUUGCGGCACCACCAUUCAUGCACCCAGCAGCUGUCAGGUCCAUCGGUCGGAUUCAGGAGCAUGUUAGGGCCCAUUUCCAUGACCUCGAGAGCAUCGGAAAUUUGAGAGAGGGCCGGAUACACCCCGUUCAGGACCUGAAGAUGCUUCCGUUUUUCAUCGUUGCAGAGGCCAACUAUGGCUCCCUUACACCAGACAUGAAAUCUGAACUCAAUGCCCUCGCACCUGCCCGUGAAAAUCUCAUGAAAUUCGUUCUUUUCGGUGGUCUGGCCCGCUUUAACAUCUCGCGCUUCUUCCCAACGGAAGCCAACCGUCAGCUGCAGCGAUUCCGCUCUCAGUGGCGGGCGUUCAAUCGCGCCGCAUAUGAGCGUGCCCGGGACAAACACCCGUCGGCGAUGGUUGUCCAGAUGUACGACGCCGUGCUCAAGGGCACCCUCAGUGAGGAGCAGGUUGCACAGACAAUGGACGAAACGCUGUACGCCAACCUGGACGUCACAACGGGGGGUCUUUCCUGGAACCUGGUGUUUUUGGCUGCCAAUCCGGCCUGCCAAGCACGUCUGCACGAGGAAAUAUCCGCGCUGACAACUGCCGAGGAAGAAGGGUAUAUCUCUCGGAACGGAACCUAUCUUGCAGCAUGUGUGCUAGAGUCAUCCCGGCUCCGUCCAGCCCUACCCUUUACCAUCCCGCAGUCUGCGCCGACGGAGCGUGUAGUAGAUGGAUAUCGCAUCCCCGCUGGCACCAAUUAUGUAGUUGAUACCUGGGGACUGAACGUGCGGAAUGAAUUUUGGGCACCCGAUAAUAACACAUAUCGCCCCGAGAGGUUCUUGAACAGCUCGAACACGGAUCUACGGUACCACUUCUGGCGCUUUGGAUUUGGCCCUCGCCAGUGUAUCGGGCGCUACACUGCUGACGUGGUGAUACGGGCCAUCCUGUUGCAUUUGGUCAAGCAUUAUGAGUUGCAGAUGCUCGAGGAAGGGAGUUGGACGCAGGACCCUGAGUGUUGGAUCACGCAUCCAGACUUGCAAUGCCACCAGCGCAAAGUCCGCUGUAGCAAGACGCUGCCGUGCUCGGCCUGCGUACGGCUCGGCGCUGCGUGUCGCUACCCCACCACCGACGCCAACGCUCAUCGGCCUCGGAGGGUCCAGAAAGUCACCAUCACCGAUCGGGUUGUGCAGCUGGAACGGAGUCUGGCCGUGCUAGCUAACAAUGCUGGCGCGUCGCAACUUCCUGACCAUCCGAACGUCCGAGUCACCUCCGCGGCCUUGCUGCCAGAACCACCGCAAUCUCCCAGCCGCCAACAGGAGCUUCUUGUUCCGGAUGGUGCCUCCACUCGGUACAUCAACGAGGCAUUCCUCUCGCAGAUCCUGGACAAGGAGAAGGCUCUGUGCAAAGUCAUAGGGACCCCACGGGAUACAGAUGAAACCAACGCAGGCUUGCGACCAGAAGGCAUUUUGGCAAGCGCCAGACGGCCUGCGCAUGGGGGUAACGAGCUCGACUUGUCGCGCUGGCAAUCCGCACAGUUAUGGCAGAUAUAUCGCAACAAUGUUGAUCCCGUGGUCAAAAUCCUUCACCUUCCAACAGUGGAGCCACUGGUGUAUUCGAUUAUGAACGGUGAAGGAUCGGAUGACUGCAGGGCGCUUCUGUUCGCCAUUUACUUUGCAGCAGUGACCAGUCUGGCCGAGGUCGACGCUGCAAACCUCCUCGGGCGCGAUAGGCGAUCCAGCUUGCUAGACUUUCAAGCCCGCUUCGAAAAGGUCAUGAUCGACGCGGCCUGUCUGGACGCGCCGUCCAUGUUGUCCUUGCAGGCCCUGGCCAUCUAUAUCACAUGCCUCCGCGCACACCGUACAAGUCGAUCUGGAUGGAUCAUCAAUGGAGUCCUCAUCCGUGCUGCCCUGUCGAUCGGCCUCCAUCGCGACGGAACCCAUUUCAAUCUCCCCCCAUUCGACGCUGAGGUCCGCCGGCGCCUCUGGUGGCAGAUACUAGUUCUAGACUAUCGGGCUGCCGAGGACCACGGUCUUGCAGUACAUGGCUUUGGCAGCCGAUCGGAUACUCGUCUCCCCCUGCACGUCAAUGAUAGUGAUCUGUCACCCGAUCUGCGAAUCCUGCCAGGACCACGCGCGAAAUGGACUGAGAUGAGCCUCUUUCUCCUCACAUCGGAGAUUGCCAUCGCCUUUCAGAAGGUAUACCAGAGCACCUUGGGCCAGAGAGACCUCUCCCAGCGUCUCCAAACUGUGCAUGAGCUUACAACCUACCUGGAGAGUACGUACCUGUGCAACUGCGAUACGAACAUUCCCAUCCAGAAGGUCGCGUGGCUUUCCACGCGCUCUCUUCUCUCCAAGUUUGAAUUUUCCGUCUAUCAAGUGGGCCUCAGCAAUGAUCAAUCACAGGAAGCUGUUUCUUCGACUGCGGAACAGACGCUGAUAUCGGCAUGUGCCUGCUUGGAGCAAAGCAUGGAGCUGCAGACAGACGACCUGCUCCGUGGGUUCCGCUGGUUAUUCGCCAGCUACAAUCAGUUCCACUGCCUGAUGUAUCUUCUGUGGCAUCUGUGCGCUCAGCCCGCCGGGCCUCACGUGGUGCGCGUGUGGAAUAUUGUCGACGCCGUCUUCAACAUAACCGAGAAUGACCCAACCCGGCCGGAUCCAGGGCCGACGUGGAAGGUGCUGCGGCACUUACGGGAAAAGGCGAUACAACGGAGAGCGAAUGUCGCAAUGUCCUCGCCGACACAGCCUCGUGGAGCGUCUGAGGAACGUGUCCUCGAGUCACGCACGGCUGAAGAGCAUUCGGGGCAGGAUGCGGGAGGCGCAGCGGACGGGUUUGGGGAUCUCUUGGCUCCUCUAGAUCCAAGUUCCUUGACUGACUGGAUCAACCUCUCAGAGAAUUUGGGGAUGUAUCGAUUUGAACCUUAG